UCCGGGGCGCUCGGCUCGGCGCUACGCACGCCUGCGGCGCUGCCAUGGAGACGCGGCCCUGGGGCCAACUGGUGCUGUUGGAGUCCGGAGCGCCGCGCUGCGCCGCGCUGCGCCCCGCGACUCCGGCGUCUCCGAGAACCUCGCCGCGAGGGUGACUGCGGCACGGGCGGAAGGGCAUAAGGGCCUUCCAGAUGCCUGGAGCACAAAGAAGGCGUUGGUGGCUGGUAUCGCCUUGAGGAAGAGCUGUCCACUAGCCCCACAAUGUAAGGCUCAGAGCAGCGCUGCCUCCGCACCCCGGACAAGUCCCAGAUUCCCCUGCUGCCCAGCGAGCUGAUCUGAGCUCUGCUCAGGGGAGACCAGCCUGGGCGCAGCCAUCGUCCGUCUAGCCGUACCACGACCUUCCAGCCAGGGUGGUGCAGUCAUCUUCUCAAGUUGAGUGUUCCACGCCGUGUAGUCAGAAUCACAGUAGACACCUGUCAGUUCCUCCCCCCAAGGUAGGUGCCUCGUCCCAGUCACCUCCAUACCUAAUGAAGUGCCCACAGCUGUCACCAUCAAAGGCUGUCACCAGAGAGCCACCGGACCUGCUGGCCAUUCAGUGGUGGUUCUUAAGUGUCUUCAGAAUGCUUGGAGGCUCCUCUCAAGUCUCCUCCAACACCACCCUCCUAAGGGUGCUGCCCACCCACAGCCUGGACCCUCACCUCUACCGCUAAGUUAACUAAAGAAUCCCCAGACCCAGCAGGUGCAAAGCACGUUCAUCAGAUGGUCUAGUAGUGCAAAGCAGUUGGGAGGGUUGGCCCAGGGCGGCCGCAGGCUCUGCAGCCCAGGCAGGGGACUCCGGCCCGGGAUGAGCAGCCGAGCCCCGCUGGCAGAGAAAGCCCUGUCAGAAGGCUACGCCCGGCGGCGGUACAGGGACACCUCCCUGCUGAUCUGGCAGCAGCAGCAGCAGCAGCUGGAGUCCGUGCCGCCCAGGACCUACCUGAGCAGGAGCCGCAGCAUGUGGUACUCACAGUACGGAAAUGAGGCCAUCCUGGUCCGCGACAGGAACAAGCUGGAGGUCUCCAGGGACACAGGCCAGUCCAAGUUUUGCACAAUUAUGUGACCGCAUAGUGAACACCGGACCCAGAUGCCACACAGUGAGCCUGGGCCUCGUUUCCUUCAGGGGCAUCAUGGAUUUCCAGGCCCCCCGUGAAGACGAGCUGUGGUGUGAGAACCCGCGGCCCCCAGGAGUGGCUCCAGGCCCCUGGGCACAGGGCCGGUGCAACAGGCCAGCCUGGCCUCCCCACUGCCCCGGAGCUGCAGGCCCGCCAGGCCAUGCUGCCAGGCCUGCUUUCAUGUUAGGGUUCCGAUAAAUCAACCCAGAGGGACCCUGUUCCCAAACAACCUUUCACGUUUGGUGGGUUUUUUAAUUUAUUUUUUUCAGUGACAGUUGACAUUCAGUAUUUUAUUAGUUUCAGAUUAUAAGUUGUUUUCCAUGUUCACUUCUGCCUAAAGAAAGGGUCAGAUCUAGAAAACAGGUGAAAGCCAGUCUGUGUUUCGACCUGGCCGAUGAAAUGACCACCAGGCAGCUUCCACAGACUAGAGCACUUGCAGGCGAGCACAUUCCACACACGUUAGGGAAACCAGACCUUACUUGUAAUUUCCACAUCAGUUCCUUCCAGUGUCUGGGCCCCAGCUGGGAGGCCGUCGCAGCCCCCACCGCCAGCAGGGCCUCGGUGCCCGUCACUGUGCACACAGGUGGCUGAGGCCCCAUGAGCAGCCGUUGUGUCCCUGAGAAAGGACAUGCGUCUGCUGCAGCUGAAGCCGGUGUGGCUUAGACACAGGGAAGCCCCUGUGGAAGGUGACUUUCCUUUACUAUCGCACACAAUAAACGCUGCUGGACUCUCUUCCUGCACAUUUUACCCCGGCCUGCGUGCCGGCCUGGCCGUUCUCAGUGGUCUCUAGUGACACUGACACCCCACACAGACAUGCAAGGGGCAGAGGAGCGGCCCCUGCCCAGAGACACCCAGCUGCUCAGACAUUUACCUUUCGCUGUGACCGUCUGACGGGCAGGAGGGCGUCCUCACUGCCGCUGCGCACGCAGCACACCCCGUGCAUGCUGGGCGCAGUUCUUUUGGCAGUUGGGUGAGCGUCUUAGUGACCAGCACCCUAGAAGUGGCCCUGGGGGUCCCCCAUGUCUACGGCACGCCCGAGGCCUGGAGUCCAGCUGCUUCGGCGCCCUGCUGGAGUCACAGCGCAGCUCGGCCCUUCCGCCCCAAGCAAGGCCUCGGCAGGGAGGGCACACCUGCCCAGGAACCGUGACCAGAGGCGCCCAGUGGACGCCUCUGUGGGUUUAAGUCCUGCCUGGGAAGAAAGGCGACCUCAGAGGACAGGUGCCGUGCCUCCCGGCUUGCUGCACCCCCAGCGGCCUCGGGCUGGGCCCUGGCUGUGCUCUGCCCGUGUCUGCACACAUCAGUGUGCGGGCGACCAUGUACUGGGACCCUCGGAGGACAGCUGCCACUAAGCCACUUAGCAGGCAGACACCUACAGCCUGAGGCCAGUCUGGCACAGCCAGUCCUGUCCUUGGGGAGGUGGCUAGAUGAGGGAGGGGCUGAGCCUGGACAGCGGUGACAUGGGCCAAGGAAACACAACACCAGGCUGACACUUAGGUGACAAGAACCUUUCUUGAAAAUGCUGUAGGCACUCUUGUUGUGAGGCCUCAUUCACUCCCCACUGAAGCCGCGGGGUGGGAACCUUGGCACCUGAACUCACUUGAUGUGGGUACAAGGCAACGCCCACUGGGCCGCCGUGCAGCUGUCUGGUGCCAGAAGUCUCACGAGCACGCACGCCGCCCAGGUGCAGACAGAGGCGCAGGAGGGACAGACAGGUCUGUCUGGAGCAGAGGGACAACUGAGUGAGGACUUGAAGCAGCAACCCACUCGUCUGUGGUGGGCGGACAUUCCAGAGAAGCACAGAACUGGAAAGACCGGGGCUUGAACUCUCUUUGGCAGAAACACGACGCUCCCCGGUCCCUCCCUGCCCAGGCCGAGGGGCGGAGCCGUGGACUCGCCGUGUGAAACUGCUGUGUGAAACUGCUUUCGGAGGCUCUGGCUGUUCCCGCCUCGUCUGCACCUGGGAGGGGGGAGCAGGAGCACCCCGAAAGCACAGGAAAAGGCACAGACAGGCACCUUUUUUUUUUUUGGCUUUUAUUAUGAAAACGAAACAAAAGCCCCAGGAGGAGGGUCCAUGAUUACCAGAAACAUCAAGAGUACUUUCUACCAUUUUUAUUCGGUUGUGUUGAAGCCAGCAUUGCAGUAAACAAGCUAACACUACUUACAUCGGACUCAUUUGCAGUAACUGACAUUUACAGGAAUAUACUAGAAACGGCACUAAAAAGGUUAAGGAAAGUUACGGUAAGCCGGCAUGCACACCAUACAGAAAAGUAACGCUUUAAAUAUAAAAAAGGACACUCGCUGGAGGUGUUACACGUACUGAGGAGCAGCCCUACUCGGGAUGGAUGGGGUCGAACCUCGCGGGCCGUCCCUCCCCGAACAGCUGCGAAAGGCGUGGAUUCGCAAAAGAACAGGAACGAAAACAGAAAAGAAAACACAUCUCGCGGUAUGUGAGCAAGAUGGCGCCUGCUGCCCAGGACAUGCAGCCUGUCCCCUCGGUCCACGCGGUCACGUCCCCAAGAGUGUUUCCAAAGCCGUCUCCAACACGUGGCCAACCCACGGAGCCUUUCCCCUCGAAGCCGCCCUGCAGGCCCGGCCCUGGAGCCCCUCCACUGUCCGGCUGAGGUCUUCCCAGGACGGAUGGAAAUGACCCGCUGCCACGGUGAGCUCGAGGCGGGGAGGUGCCCCAGCCCGGAGGGCGGUCAGUGGUGACGUCUGGACGGAAAGUCCAGGACCUGCGGCCGCUCAGUGGGUACGGCAGCCCCCAGGGAGCCAUAGAAGCCAGUAGCCUCUGCCGGUGACAGGAGGCCCGAGGUUGCACCAUGGCGCGUGGAACCAGUGGAGACACACGCUACCAGGUUCCCACUGCACUUGCCUCGAGGGCCACAUGCUUCUCCCGCUACCAGCUCCCACGGGUGGCCCUUCACGCCCCAGGCACCACGCAGGUCCCCCGUUGCCCGCUGAGCACUGGCUGCGCACGCCCACGCGGCCCCCUGUGAGACCUGCGGUGUACCAACUCCUCGGUCCUGGUUUAAAUAUGCCAUGAAAGACCGGUUUAGAAAACCUUUGAAAAACAAGGGUAACUUUAAAAAAUGGUAAGUUUAAAAUCCACUUACAUUUUUAUUAUAAACAAAACUUAACAGUUUAACAAACUGGCUCAAAACUCACCCAGUGUAGGAUCACCAGCGGUAAGAACGAUGGCACCCCACCACCCACGCCCUCAACCCAGUUCUCUCUCCGUCAAGGUACCCGCGGCUGAGAGAGUCGAUGCGAUCAGAACCACGUUGGGGUUUUUGAGAGACUCACCACCCACGGGGAUGCUGCCGAGAAGCCCCCCUACCAACCAGGACUUGCAGAAGGCAGGCGCCACCAGGCAAAAGGCUGGGCAGACGCCCCACGCCCACGAGGUGCUUGCAGGCGUGUCUGGACGGGAGAACGCUGUUUCGGCCGUUUCUGCUCCACCGAAAAUGCUCGGGCAGGGAGCCCCUUCCUGGAGCCAGAGGCUCUGGGCCCCAGACACGGGCAUGCCAGAGAGCGCCCGGCCAGGCCGCUGCCAGCGGAGGAAGCCUGCCCGGGGCACGGGGAGGUGACAGGCGCCCCAUCUAGGGGCCUGGAGCCCAGAAGGCCACUGUGUGUUCUGGGCCGGUGCUCAGACCCUGGGUGGGCUGUGGGGGGCAUCCCUGCACUCAAAGGCCACGUGGUGGCCUCUGGGAAAAACAAAACCAAAACAUAACCUUCUGUUAAACUCUGUAUAUUAUUAAUAUUUUCUCUUACAAUAGAAAGUUAAAAAUCAAGACUUAGAUUUACUAUACAUUUGCUUCCUCUCAGGUUACAAAGCUUACAUUACACAGCUGCGGGUCCCUAAGCCGGCCUCAGACACCCACAGAGACCGGAAGAGCACGAACAACCAGGCAAACCCAACACACGGGACGCGCCGGGCGGGCGGGGGCGCCGUCCCUGCGCGUGUCUGCGCCCCACACACACAUGGACGAGCGACGACGAGGCCCCGGCGCCGGCAGCGCGGACGGGACUGAGCACCGGCCGGGCCGAGUAGCACCUGGAGGGGCUGGGCGCUCUCGCCAACCACGAGAAGGCCCGCAUCUCCGCUGUUUGUAAUGCGUUUCUUUUGUUCUGUUUUUCUUUUUUCUUUUUUUUUUAAAAAUGACCAAUGGUGUUAAUAAAUAAAGUAUUCCUAUAUACACGAA
Artibeus jamaicensis (Jamaican fruit-eating bat) is the source of this 5353-nucleotide messenger RNA. It is a transcript of the gene BRD3OS, whose product is annotated as BRD3 opposite strand. The record is from RefSeq and is a predicted model, not a curated record. Lineage: Eukaryota; Metazoa; Chordata; Mammalia; Chiroptera; Phyllostomidae. The coding region runs from base 845 to 1099 and encodes 84 amino acids. The transcript has 3 exons.